Anarrhichthys ocellatus (wolf-eel) is the source of this 3566-nucleotide messenger RNA. Its product is annotated as rac GTPase-activating protein 1-like. Lineage: Eukaryota; Metazoa; Chordata; Actinopteri; Perciformes; Anarhichadidae. The transcript has 17 exons. Gene Ontology annotation, cellular component: nucleus; spindle midzone; midbody. Gene Ontology annotation, biological process: mitotic spindle midzone assembly; Rho protein signal transduction; mitotic cytokinesis. The record is from RefSeq and is a predicted model, not a curated record. Gene Ontology annotation, molecular function: GTPase activator activity. The coding region runs from base 192 to 2093 and encodes 633 amino acids.
AGAAAACCGGCGCUGAUUUUAAACUUUGAGCAAGAAUGUGAAAACUUUAUCAAAUAGGUGUGGCUCUGCUGUUGUUGGUGUGGGAACCAACCACAUAACCUUUGCUUUAAACAUUGGACGUUAUUACGUUACAUGUCAGCCACACUAUCAUCGGAAAAACAUUGCACAGUAGCUGCAUGCAGUAACACACGAUGGAGUCGUCUGUGGUGAACUUGCACAACCAGUUCCAGAGUCUGAGAGCCCAGGUGGACGGUCUGAAUGAGGGCAUUGAACCACAGUUCCUCCAGAUGGCAGUUAACUUUGAGGAGUGCCGUAAGAAGUGGAUGCUAGCAGGUGAGGAGCUGGUUUCCUGUAAAGAAGUGCUGACAAAAGCAGAGACCGAGAGAGGAGCCUUGGAGGUCAAGCUAAAGCAUGCCCGCAACCAGGUGGAUGUGGAGAUCCGCCGGCGGCAGAAGGCGGAGGCAGUUCAUGAGAAGCUGGAACGUCAGCUCCAGCUGAUCCGGGAGCUGCUGAUAUCGGAGAACAACGGUAACAGUGUCUACCUGAGUGAGGAGCAGCGCUCCGCCCUGGCCUUCCUCAGUGCUCACUCACAGACAGCACAGGCUGCUAAGAGCAACCUCAACUCCAGUCGAAGGUUAACUAUCAUUGAUGAAUCAGCUUCUUUGAUGUCAGACAUCAGCUAUGACCAAACGGACGACUCUCUGGACUGGGAUUCCGCCGCGAUGAAGACUGUGCGACUGCGGAAACGCCAGAAACGACGUUCCUCCAGAAAACUCUCUGAGGUUCCUCCACUGGCAAUGAAGAAACCUCGCUCCACUGGACGAACAACAGAAAGGAUGAAUGAGUCUAUAGUGACAAAGACCACCAUCACUGUCCCGAUGAACGGUGGUGCUGUCGAGGCCGUCUCCACCAUUGAAGCUGUUCCUUACUGGACGCGCAGCAGAAAGAGCGUUGCUCCAGCAUGGGGUGAUACUACCACUACUGACCAAUCUGAGACCGCAAGUGAGGCUCCAAGCAUACCAGUCUCCACUUUACCAGCCCAGCUCCGAACCCCCAGACCUAAUGGAGGAGGAAAGAAGCACCAGUUCACCCCCAAAACAGUGAUCAAGUCUGAGUUCUGCGUACCAUGUGGAAGAAGAACAAAGUUUGGCAAGAUGUACCUUCGGUGCCAGGAUUGUAAGGUUGUGAGCCAUCCAGAGUGUCGUGACUACUGUCCCCUGCCCUGCAAUCCGCCAGCCGUUGGCACUCCCAUCAUGACCGCAGAGAGCACCUUGGCUGACUUUGCUCCAGCCACCUCCCCAAAGAUCCCAGCGAUGGUUAUCUACUGUAUUAAGGAGAUUGAACACAGAGGCCUACAUGAGGUUGGCCUGUACAGAGUCUCUGGCCAAGAGCGCAUGGUGAAAGAGCUGAAGGAGAAGCUGAUUAGAGGAAAGACUCUGCCGCCACUCCACAAAGUGGAUGACAUUAACGUCAUUGCAGGUGUCCUCAAAGACUUCCUCAGAAACCUCCCAGAGCCACUGCUGACCUUCCACCUCAACAAGGUUUUCAUGGAAGCAGCUGAAAUCCAGGAUGAUGGCAACAGUCUCGCCAUGCUGUAUCAGACCAUCAGUGAGCUGCCUCCACCCAACCGAGACACUCUGGCCUGCCUUAUGAUCCAUCUGCAAAAGGUCUCUGAAUGUGUGGAUACCAAGAUGGAUGUGAACAACCUGGCCCGGGUGUUUGGCCCUACUCUUGUGGGUCAUGCUGUUCCCGACCCAGACCCUAUGACCAUCCUGCAUGACACAAACCGACAACCACGGGUUGUAGAGCGCAUGCUUAGUAUUCCAGCAAACUACUGGGGCCAGUUUGCUUAUCCAGAUAAUACCGGCAUGGACAAUGCUCACCACACCGAAACUCCAGACUUCAAAGUGAGCAUAUUGGGACCACUGACCACUCCAGAGCACCAGAUGAUGGCCAAAACACCCUCCUCCAGCUCGCUGUCUCAGCGCAUGAAGCAGACCCUCUCCAGCACCACGAUAUUUGGGAGCAAGAGCAAAGCAUCAGCCGCCUCUCACCGCCAGGGAAACUUCUUCGCCUCUCCACAGCUGAAGUAAUGGUGAAGGAGAAAAUAUUCCUCUUCAAUAUUCACCCAUAUUGUAUUUCUGGGUUGCUUACUGCAAUAACUGAAGAUAUAUUCGUAACACAUAAUCGUGUGAGAAAACUACUGUGCAAUUUUAGCAUGUAACAAUUUUAUUACCGAGUUUUUAAAAAAAAAAAUUUUAUACAAGACAUUCUAACCUGAUUUCUUUGAAAAGAUUACUGCUUGAGUGUUUGUUUUUAUAUCUUUGAUUACUAAUGAUUUAUUAUUGACCAAAACUGUGGCGACGUCUGUAUGAUUGUAAGCGGUUUGAAGGCUUUGACCAUGCAACCAUCCAAAAAUUAUUUAAGGAUCAUAUGCUCUGCUUUGUGUUCAAAAGCUCUGCAUCCACAGGUGUUGGUCUGUCUUUGAACCUGUGGUUGUAACCACAGCGACAGGGGUGCUCGACCACGCGUGAAAUACACAUCUGCAUUUGACAAAGAGGAAAGAAAUUGUAUUAUUGGCCAGUGUCUCUUUGUCUCUUGGCAUUGGUUGCCUUAUCAUUGUCCUGAAACUGACACAUUUAUUUUGUUUUAACAUUUUGUUUUAUAUUUGUUGAUUGUGCGCUAUGAUGUAUAUGAAUCAUGUCAAUUUAUACACCAACAAUCCUGCAAUGUAAACCCUGAUACUGAAUGGGAACAAUAUUGCCUUUUGCACCGUCUAUGUAACAAUGGGGAGUCUACCUGGGAGUGCACGCCACUAGAGGCUGCUGUUGCACCACUUUUGAUAGGCAAGCCAUAACUAAUGAAGAUAAUCUACUGCAUGUUCUGCACACAACCAGUGAGUAUUACUGACACUCAUUACAAUCAACAGAUCAUUGGAAACACUAAGUUAUUGCUGCGAUGUAGGACAGUUCAGCGAAGAUGUAUCUCCAUCACAAGCCAGAGGUCUGAGACGCUUUCUGUGUGGUCGUCACAAAAUACAACCUGGAGCUUCUUUAAUCUAGGAAUAAAACAGAUUUUAUUAUAACAGUUACAUCUCCAGCAAUGCACAAGAAGUGCCUUUUCCUCUGAGGACAUUUUCUCUCUGCUGCCAUGCUUUUAGAAGCUCCAAGUUUUAGCGCGAUGAUGACAUUACUGAUACGAGUAUUAGUUAUUUAGAGGAGAAAUAUUUAUGUUGACAACAGCUGAUUAUCAGUAUUUAGUCAUUAAAGCAAAUCUAACCAUGUUUUGUUUGGCGGUUUAAAAAGAAAAUGUGCAUCGCCGGAGAUUGUGGGACUCAAGUAUAACUACACUGCUUUUUUACAUUGUUGUACAUUUAUUUCAUUAUAUGGAUCUAUUGUCUAAUGAUGUAGUUACCAAAGAUUGGAUUGAAUGUUAACCUUCAUUUCUUUGUCUUUGCUCCAAUAAGAUCACACAAAAGUCAAUUGUUGAGCUAAAAAUAAAACAUCAAAGGCUAAUUCUUUUGUCUUGGUGGGUGUUGUUCAUGCAUGAGCUGGGCAUGUGGGGUG